ACAAUGAUCCGGAAGACAAUGGCAGAAAUUGACAAAGAAGGGGAAAUUCAGCCUGAUGGAACACUACUUGUGGGAGGCCAUGCGAUAGCCGUCAUAUACUUUAGAGCUGGUUAUGCACCAACUGAUUAUCCUUCAGAAGCAGAAUGGAGAGCUAGACUACUGAUGGAGCGUUCAUCAGCCAUUAAGUGUCCUUCCAUAUCUUAUCAUCUGACGGGAACCAAGAAAAUACAACAAGAACUUGCAAAACCUGACGUGCUUGAGAAAUUUCUUGAUAACAAAGAGGACAUUGCCAAAUUAAGAAAAUGCUUUGCUGGACUUUGGAGUCUAGAUGAUGCAGAUAUUGUUGACACGGCUAUUGAAAAGCCACAUCUAUUCGUGAUGAAGCCCCAAAGAGAAGGCGGAGGAAACAAUAUCUAUGGUGAUGAUGUGAGGGAAGCCCUCCUUAGACUGCGGAAAGAUGGAAAAGAAGAACAAAAUGCUGCCUACAUUCUCAUGCAGAGAAUCUUUCCUACAGAUUCGGCCACAUUUUUGGUGCGUGAUGGAAUCUGUCAUAAAGAUCAUGCCAUAUCAGAACUUGGAAUCUACGGCACUUAUCUGAGGAAGAAGGAUAAGGUUAUUGUAAAUGAGAAAAGCGGUUACUUGAUGAGGACAAAGGUGUCUUCAUCAAACGAAGGUGGAGUUGCAGCUGGAUUUGCAGUUCUGGACAGUAUAUACUUGACUUAAAUUAUAGAAGCAUUGUCAAAGCAGAUGCAAGUUUUUCUUUAUACAAUUGGAGAGGAAUGUUGGUGCUGAGUGAAAGUACUUGCAUUAUUUCAAUAUUCAGAUACAUUUAUACAUUACAAUCCAGUCAGCCAUUCUGUCCUUCAUGUUUCUCAGAGGAUUCCUCAUUAUUUUGAAUGGAUCCUCUGUAGUUUUACUUGCAACAUGAUACGACCAUGCAAUAUAUGAAUUCCAUGAUA
Linum trigynum is the source of this 959-nucleotide messenger RNA. NCBI's taxonomy places the organism in Eukaryota, Viridiplantae, Streptophyta, Magnoliopsida, Malpighiales, Linaceae. The record is from the annotation of a GenBank genome assembly.